AGCUGCGAGAAACGUUGUCGCUCUACUCGACGCAACGCUUUCGUAUCAGUACGAAUUCUGUGAAGAAACUACCAAUCGACGAUGCCGCCGAAAACCAGUGGGAAAGCCGUGAAGAAAGCUGGAAAAGCUCAGAAGAACAUCAGCAAGGCUGACAAGAAGAAGAAGCGCAGGAGGAAGGAGAGCUACGCGAUCUACAUCUACAAAGUCUUGAAGCAGGUUCAUCCCGACACUGGCAUCUCCAGCAAAGCCAUGAGCAUCAUGAACAGCUUCGUCAACGAUGUCUUCGAACGCAUUGCGGCCGAAGCGUCUCGUCUGGCUCAUUACAACAAACGCUCCACGAUCACGUCUCGGGAAAUCCAGACCGCCGUUCGUCUGCUGUUGCCCGGUGAACUCGCCAAGCACGCCGUCAGUGAAGGCACCAAGGCUGUCACCAAGUACACCAGCUCCAAGUGAACACUCGAUCACUUUCUUAAACCGGCCCUUUUAA
This is a messenger RNA of Nomia melanderi (Alkali bee), 487 nucleotides long. Its product is annotated as histone H2B. Gene Ontology annotation, molecular function: structural constituent of chromatin; DNA binding; protein heterodimerization activity. Lineage: Eukaryota; Metazoa; Arthropoda; Insecta; Hymenoptera; Halictidae. The record is from RefSeq and is a predicted model, not a curated record. Gene Ontology annotation, cellular component: nucleosome.